Messenger RNA from Tetranychus urticae (two-spotted spider mite), 5077 nucleotides. RefSeq names its product multidrug resistance-associated protein 1-like. Gene Ontology annotation, molecular function: ATP binding; ABC-type transporter activity; ATP hydrolysis activity. Gene Ontology annotation, cellular component: membrane. The record is from RefSeq and is a predicted model, not a curated record. Gene Ontology annotation, biological process: transmembrane transport. Lineage: Eukaryota; Metazoa; Arthropoda; Arachnida; Trombidiformes; Tetranychidae.
GGUUAACAUUCAUUCUUUUGAGAUUAAUAAAAAACCAAGAAUUGAUUAUCUGCGCAUUUGAAAUGUGGACUUAAAUGUGCUUAAACUUUUUCUCCACUCUGUAGAUGAAGUCUACGUGAUUCUUUAUUCUGAAUCUAAAUUCAAUAAUAAAUUUCAAAUUAUUUUGUCAGUUCUAUCAUGGAUCGAAUAAACCUUGAAGUACUCUGUGGUGACUCGCCUUUAUGGGAUUAUAAUUUAUCAUGGAACUCGACAGUACCCAAAUUGACCCGUUGUUUCCAUCAAACAAUACUGAAUUGGUUGCCGACAAUAUUUUUAUGGCUAUUCUCCGUUUACGAACUCACAAGAACUGGUCGAAUAAAAAAUAAACCAAUUCCUUGGAAUCUAAAGAAUCGGUUUCGUUUAAUUUUAUCCAUUUCAUGUUUACUUAUCAAUGCUUUCCAGUUGGUCGACAUCAUCUAUCGAUACUUCAACUCAUCCGACCAACCGACUCCAUCUGAUUUUUACGCACCAUUACUUAAUAUUGCUUCAUUCACUUUAAUUAGCCUCUUCUUUUAUUACCAUCGCAUUCGUGGGAUUCAUACAAGUGCUGUGCUAUGGAUUUACAUAUUUCUCCAAACAAUUUGCACAUUCCUCAUCAGUUACCAAACUUGGGUCGACUCUUCAGAGUAUUCCCACCUUGAAUGUGGCCUUUUCAAUGUUUACUUUGCAUUAGUCGCUCUUCUGUUGAUUAUCGUUUCAUUUGCUGAUGGUCCAGUUCAUCAACUAGAAGAUUUUGAAUUGACAAUUUAUCCAAAACAAGAUGACAACCGUCCGACCAAUCCAGAAAACGAGUCAUCUUUCCUCAGCUACCUCGUCUUUUCAUGGUUUGACAAAAUGGCUUUACUGGGAUUGAGAAAGGCUUUAACAACUCAAGAUCUUUGGAGACUUCAAGAUGACUUUAAAACUGAAAAUAUCACAACAACUUUCGAGAUGAAAGUGAAAAAGUCUCAAAAGACAUCGGAAGGCGCAAAAGAAUUUAAAGGAAUAAAUAUUUUACCAGUUUUGGUGAAAACCUUUGGAAGUUAUUUCAUAGUCGGAGCUUUUUUCAAGCUCUGUCAAGAUAUCCUUCAAUUUGUUCAACCAAAGUUGUUGGGAUAUCUCAUUGAAUUCAUCAAAAAUCACUCAGAGGAACCAGUUUGGCAUGGGUUUUUGAUUGCUUUCGCCAUUGCAAUCGUAACUUUUGCGAAAACCAUUUUCGUCAAUCACUAUUACAAUCGCAUGUCUAUUGUUGGAAUGAAAGUUAGUUCAGCUCUAACUGCAGUCAUCUACAAAAAGUCUAUCAACCUCGGAGAUAAAGCACGAAAAGAUGUGACCACAGGUGAAAUUGUCAACUUAAUGUCUGUCGAUGCCAAAACGUUCUUGAAUCUGAUGCCACAAAUCAACUUGAUCUGGUCUUGUCCUUUGCAAAUUGGGAUAUCCAUUUAUUUCCUUUACCAGGAAUUGGGUUAUUCAUCUUUUUUUGGUUUAGCUGCAAUGGUUAUAGUGAUGCCAUUCAACAGUUUUAUGGUAAAAUGGUGUCAAAAAUUUCAGGUUAAGUUUAUGAAACACAAAGACGAAAGAGUUAAAUUUAUGAAUGAAGUUCUUAGUGGAAUCAAGAUUUUGAAGUUUUAUGCUUGGGAGGAAUCAUUUUUGGACCAUGUCAAUGAUUUACGGCACAAAGAACUGACUCACUUGAAAAGAUUAUCAUAUCUCGAGUGCGCUACAUCAUUUCUAUGGAUUUGCUCUCCUGCAUUGGUUUCUGUCGCCACAUUUGCUGCCUAUGUCUUGAUUCAAGGUGAAACACUCACAGCUUCAAAGGCUUUUGUUUCAUUAUUUUUAUUACAGAUCCUUCAAGCUCCAGUAACAAUGCUUCCAGACUUGCUAUCUAUGUAUAUUAGGGCAUCAGUAUCCGUUAGACGAAUCAACAAAUUUCUUAAUCGUGAUGAUUUGGAUCAAUAUGUAACAAGAAAUGACGAGAUUGAUGCCAUCUCGAUCGAUAGUGCUUAUUUCAAGUGGAAUAAAAAGACAGAAGAAAAUGAAGAAACGAAAUCAAAGACAACUCGCAAACCUGAAAUUGGCGAGGAUGAACCAAAGGAUGUUUGCACUAAUUUGCUCAAUGAUGAACCAGCAUUGAAAAAUAUCAAUAUGAGUGUUAAAACUGGCUCAUUCGUGGCAAUCAUUGGAUCUGUUGGUUCAGGAAAAAGUUCAUUAUUAAGCGCCAUUUUGGGUGAGAUGGAAAAAGUAAAAGGUCGAAUCAAUAUUAAUGGUAAACUAAAGAUAGCAUAUGUCGCUCAACAAGCUUGGAUACAAAACGCAACAUUACGAGAUAAUAUUUUAUUCGGUAAACCUUUCGAUAAAACUAAAUAUGAUGAAGUAAUAGCCGCUUGUGCUCUUGAACCAGAUUUAGCUUAUUUACCUGGAGGUGAUGAAACUGAAAUUGGUGAGAAAGGAAUCAACCUUUCAGGUGGCCAAAAGCAAAGAGUUAGCUUAGCAAGAGCAUGUUACAGUGAUUCUGAUCUCUACAUAUUAGAUGAUUCAUUGAGUGCAGUUGAUGCUCAUGUUGCUAAACAUAUAUUCAAUAACGUACUUAGUUCAAAAAGUGGCCUUCUUCGGAAUAAAACACGAAUUCUAGUCACAAACAAGUUGGACAUUUUAUCCAAAGUCGAUAGUAUUUAUGUUCUUGCCAAUGGUGAAAUAAGUGAAACUGGUACAUUCCAAGAGCUGAUGGAUUCGAAAGGUGAUUUCUCAGAAUUAGUUGAAGAGUUCACAAAUCUUGCUGCUGAACCAGAGGAAGGUGAACAAUCGCUUAAUGAAUCCUUAGACAAAAAGGAAACUCUAAAAGAAUCAUCAGUUCCAGUUGAUAACAAGAGUAAAAAGUUGAUUGAAGUUGAAUCCUCUGAAACCGGUAAAGUCCGGUGGUCAGUUUAUUUUGAAUAUUUCAAAAUGGUUUCCUUCUUUUGGUUCAUUAUGAUACUCAUUUCCUCAGUCAUUGCAAAUGGUUUAUCACUCGGCUCCAAUGUGUGGCUUUCUGCUUGGACAAGUGCUUCGGACAAUGCUAACUAUACUUUAGAUCAAACCAAAAUGAGACUUCAAGUUUAUGCAGCUCUUAGUUUCGGACAAGGUAUUGUUACCUUUAUUAGCUCUUUGGUACUCGUUGUUGGUGCUAUUCGUGCUUCAGUUGGUUUUCAUCGAGACUUAUUGUAUCAAAUUUUUCGUUCACCAAUGUCAUUCUUCGAUACAACUCCAACUGGACGGAUUGUCAACAGGUUUUCAAAAGAUAUCGAUACCGUCGAUUCAGUUAUCCCGCAAAACCUAAAGUCUUGGUUAUUAUGCUUCUUUCAAAUGUUAGCCACUUUCGUGAUAAUUUCCUACAGCACACCUCUGUUCAUCGUUGCCUUCGUCCCAGUCUGUUGUGUUUAUGCAUUCAUACAACGCAUCUAUGUCACCUCAUCUCGUCAACUCAAGCGACUUGAAUCCGUCACUCGAUCUCCGAUUUAUUCACAUUUUGGAGAAACUUUGAAUGGAGUCAGUACUAUACGAGCAUUUGAUGUUUCCGAUAGAUUCAUUCAAGAAUUAGCAGAUAAAAUUGAUCACAAUCUAUGCUGUUAUUAUCCAAGCAUUAUCGCAAAUAAAUGGCUAGGAAUAAGACUAGAGUUCUGUGGAACCAUUCUUCUACUAUUCGCUGGAAUAUUCGCUGUCAUUUCCCGAGAAACACUCGAUAGUGGAACAGUCGGUCUUUCCAUUUUGUAUGCUUCGAGCAUUACAGCUACUUUGAAUUGGCUGGUUCGAUCGUCUUCCAGUUUAGAAACUAAUAUUGUAGCCGUUGAACGAAUAUUGGAAUACUGUAAAAUAAAAAGUGAAGCUGAUUGGUAUGAAGCUAAAGUUAAACCAGAUGAUAAUUGGCCUGAAAAAGGAUCCAUUAAAUUUAAUAAUUACGAGACUCGUUAUAGAGAAGGAACUGAAUUGGUUUUAAAAGGUAUAACAGCAGAUAUUAAAUCAAAGGAAAAGAUUGGAAUCGUUGGUAGAACUGGUGCCGGUAAAUCAACAGUAACAUUAUCAUUAUUUAGAUUGAUUGAACCUGCUGGAGGAAAUAUUUUUAUUGAUCAAUACAAUAUCAGUGAUUUACCUCUGCACCCGUUGAGAUCUCGUCUCGCAAUUAUACCACAAGAUCCAGUCCUUUUUGGUGGUACAUUGAGAUUCAAUGUUGAUCCAUUCAAUAGAUAUUCUGAUGAUGAGAUAUGGGAUGCUCUAUCCCAUGCACAUCUGAAAGAUUUUGUAUCAAAUACCGGUGAAGGUCUUAAUUAUUCAAUUGCUGAAGAAGGUAAAAAUUUAAGUGUUGGUCAAAGGCAACUUUUAUGUUUAGCAAGAGCUUUACUCAAAAAACCAAAAAUUUUAUUUCUCGAUGAAGCUACUGCUGCAAUUGAUUACGAGACUGAUUCACUGAUUCAAAAGACAAUUCGUAGUGAAUUCAAAGAUUGUACAAUUUUAACAAUUGCUCAUCGUCUAAAUACAAUAAUGGAUUCUGAUAGAGUUUUGGUUCUGGAUAAAGGAAAAGUUGCUGAAUUUGAUACACCUGAAGCUUUGUUGGAUAAAAAAGAUUCAAUUUUCUAUUCACUAGCCAAAGAAGCAAAUCUUGUCUUGUGAUUUUGUUUUUGUUUAUAAGCCAGUGGAACCAAAAAUUUAGACAAUUUUUUUGCUGAUUAUUCAGCAACCAGAUUAGUUAAAGAAUUGAUUUUUUUAAUUUUCAAUAAUUGAAUACUAAUGAUAUUAGCUACUUUUGCUAUUCUUAUUCUACCUCCAUGUAAAAUAGUCUGAAUUAUCUGUCAAAUUUUUCAGGCUUAAGUUAGGUUGCUCGAUACCUGAAAAAUGGUGCCUUUAAGUCGCAUUCUGUCGCAAAUUUUUGGUUCCAACUUAUAUUGAUUUUUGAUGAUUAAUUUUGUAUAAGUUUUGUUAUAAAGUGCUGGGAAUAAUAUAAAUCUCAGCAAUAAAUAACGUUUAAAAUCUCGCUUUGAGAUACUACAGUAAUUAUCAAAUUUAAUAAAGAAGCGAUGUUAAUCAA